Molecule: messenger RNA, 1394 nt
Organism: Anolis carolinensis (green anole)
Lineage: Eukaryota; Metazoa; Chordata; Lepidosauria; Squamata; Anolidae
Gene: rnf228
Product: E3 ubiquitin-protein ligase RNF183
Exons: 1
Coding region: 333-1262 (309 amino acids)
Biological process (GO): protein ubiquitination
Molecular function (GO): ubiquitin protein ligase activity
Source: RefSeq, a predicted model, not a curated record
AGGCCAUCGUCACAGAGCGAGAGAGGAGCUCCGCCUGGCUCCGCCGAAGCCCAAGCGCGGCCUGGCAAAAGGCUGGGCUUCCGGUUUCCCCGGAGAAGCGCGACCCAAGGGGAGAAGGAAGCGGGGCCGGGUCGGUCUUGGCGAGGCUGCCUGGCGGAGGAAGAUGCCUGGGCCCAGCCUGGAGCCGCCCUGAGAGCGGCAUCGCAGCAUCAGGGAGGGAGGGAGGGAGGCGGGAGGGCGGGAGGAAGAAGGGAGGGUGAGCGCCGACCCCGGCCCCGGAUCCAUCCCCCCCAGCGAGGCUCUCCCGAUGAGGCCACGGCGCGCCGGGGACGAUGGCAGCCGCGCCGGGGAGCCAGGAGAAGGCGGGCGGAGGCGGCGGCGGCGGAGGCGGCGAAGGAGGUGGGGAGCAGGCCGGCCGGCAGGAUGAAGAGGCCGAAAGCAGCGGAGGGGGAGGCGGCGGGGAGGCGGAGGGUCCGGGCAGCGAGGAGCGGGAGUGCCGCAUCUGCUACAACCCCUUCGACGCGGAGGCGCGGGCGCCCAAAGUCCUGGAGUGCCUCCACACCUUCUGCCUCCACUGCCUGGGCCAGAUGUACCGGCACCAAGCGCCGGGAGGAGGAGAGGGCCCGGUCUCUGUGGGCGAGGCCCUCUUCCCGGCCCUGGCGGCCGUCUCCUUGUCCUGCCCGCUCUGCCGGCACCGCACCCUCCUCCCCGGGGGCCGCCUCCAAGACCUGCCGCUCAACACCAAGCUGGCCCCUUCCUUGCCCUCCAACCCUGGGCGCCGCCUCCAGCUGCAGCUCUUGCCCCUGCUCCCGGUCUCGGUCGCGGUCCCGGCGGAGGAGCCUAUCCAGCAGCGCCCCCUGGCGGCGCAGAGCGGGCCCCGGGCCGCCCCCCUGAGCCCUCCUCCUUCCGGGCCUGGCCUGGGCCCCCGCUGCCCCGGGCAGAGGCGGAGGGCGCAGAGCCGGAGACAAGAGGUGCGCACCGUGCGCUGCGUCUGCGUGGUCUUCACCUUCUUCUCCAUCAUGGUGGUCUCCAUCACCGGGCCCCUCUUCCUCAACUACAGCGGCUGGGUGGAGCUCUUCAUGGUCUCCCUCUUCCUGGUGGUGGCCGUGGUCCUGGCCCUCUUCUCCAUCAUGCCUUACCUGCUCCACAGCCACGAGUACCGGACGGUCACUGCCGCCUUCCUGGCCGGGGAACGAGGAGGAGGAGGAAGUGGCCUUCGGGGACCGGCCCUGGGACCCGUGGCAGGGCCCAGCCACACCUAGAGGGCAACGCAAAAGUGGUCCGAGACUCACCUUCUGUCCCUGGUGCCCCAGAAGUGGCAUGGCACUCCACAGGUGUGCCCUCUUUUCCUCCUCUGUGCCAGGAGAGGUGCCCUGGGCGGGAUGGCACUGCCU